This is a messenger RNA of Huiozyma naganishii CBS 8797, 1668 nucleotides long. It is a transcript of the gene HIS7, whose product is annotated as imidazoleglycerol-phosphate synthase. The record is from RefSeq and is a predicted model, not a curated record. The transcript has a single exon. Gene Ontology annotation, biological process: L-histidine biosynthetic process. The coding region runs from base 1 to 1668 and encodes 555 amino acids. Gene Ontology annotation, molecular function: oxo-acid-lyase activity; imidazoleglycerol-phosphate synthase activity. NCBI's taxonomy places the organism in Eukaryota, Fungi, Ascomycota, Saccharomycetes, Saccharomycetales, Saccharomycetaceae.
AUGGUACAGACUGUCCACGUUAUCGAUGUCGAAAGUGGGAACCUGCAGUCCCUGACGAACGCCCUCCACUUCCUGGGCUAUAACGUGCAACUCGUGCGGAGUCACACAGAGCUAGUCACCAGCGAGGUCGAACGGUUGAUCCUCCCAGGUGUCGGGAACUACGGCCAUUUUGUCGACAACCUCUUCUCAAGAGGGUUCGAGACACCCAUCAGACAGUACAUCGCCUCGGGGAAACCUCUCAUGGGGAUCUGCGUCGGGUUGCAGGCGAUGUUUGCCGGUUCAGAGGAGAGCCCAGCGUCAAGCGGGUUCAAACAACUAGACAUGCACUUGUCCAAGUUCAACGACGCAGAAAAACCAGUGCCAGAGAUAGGCUGGAACAGCGUGUUCGCGGACAAGUUGUUCUUCGGUCUUGACCCGCUGAAACGCUACUACUUCGUCCACAGCUUUGCGGCAAUUCUAGACCCAUCGGGAAAGCAGGAACAAGUAUUGAAGUCCCAAGGCUGGGAAUUUGCGAAGGCGAAGUACGGAACGGAGACGUUCAUCGCCGCUAUGUGCAAGGAUAACAUCUUCGCCACGCAGUUCCAUCCUGAGAAAUCCGGCAAAGCAGGUCUGCAAGUCAUCGAGAACUUUUUGAAACAGGACAGGAACAUACCGCUGCCCGAAUACACUCAGGAGCAAAUAAAGUGCCUCCAGAACGACUACAGUAACUACGGUCUAACGAGAAGAAUUAUCGCUUGUCUCGACGUCAGAACAAACGACCAGGGAGAUCUGGUCGUCACUAAGGGUGACCAGUACGACGUCCGUGAAAAGACUGACGGCAAGGAUGUGAGAAACCUGGGCAAGCCCGUGCAGCUUGCACAGAAGUACUACGAACAGGGCGCAGACGAGGUCACCUUUUUGAACAUCACCUCCUUCAGGGACUGUCCGUUGCGGGAUACCCCCAUGCUAGAGGUGCUCAGACAGGCAGCCAAGACCGUGUUUGUGCCAUUGACCGUUGGCGGUGGGAUUAAGGAUAUAGUGGACACGGACGGCACGAAGGUCCCUGCUUUGGAGGUGGCAAGUCUGUAUUUCAAGUCCGGUGCGGACAAAGUCUCGAUCGGCACGGAUGCGGUCCUUGCCGCGGAGAAAUACUACGCAAUGGGCGGGAAGGGAGAUGGCACGUCCCCCAUUGAAACGAUAUCGAAGGCGUACGGUGCACAAGCUGUCGUCAUUUCGGUAGACCCGAAACGUGUCUACGUCAAUUCACCAGCAGACACGAAGAACAAGACCUUCCAGUCAAAAUUCCCGGACACUGAGGGCCGCACCUGGUGCUGGAACCAAUGUACCAUCAAGGGCGGCAGGGAGAGCAGAGAUAUGGGCGUUUACGAGUUGAUAAAGGCCUGCGAGGCGCUAGGCGCAGGUGAGAUCCUUCUCAACUGUAUCGACAAGGACGGAUCCAAUUCCGGCUACGACCUAGAAUUGAUAGACCAGGCCAAAAGUGCAUGCAGCAUCCCCGUCAUCGCAUCCAGCGGUGCGGGCACUCCUGCCCACUUCGAGGAGGCGUUCACCAAAACGAAGGCGGACGCCUGUCUAGGUGCGGGCCUCUUCCACAGAGGCGACUACACCGUCUACGACGUCAAGGAGUACCUGUUGGAGCACGGCUUGAAAGUAAGAAUGGACAAGGAAUAA